Brachypodium distachyon (stiff brome) is the source of this 980-nucleotide messenger RNA. RefSeq lists its product as uncharacterized. NCBI's taxonomy places the organism in Eukaryota, Viridiplantae, Streptophyta, Magnoliopsida, Poales, Poaceae. Bases 100 to 669 code for a protein of 189 amino acids. The transcript has 3 exons. The record is from RefSeq and is a predicted model, not a curated record.
CCGCCGUGGUCAUCAGCUAGGCUUUGCCGUCACGUUGCCCCCACCUAGGGAGCGAACGAGAGAAAAAAAAAACGUGUUACUGCUUCCCUCUCCCCCCAAAUGCCGCCCCUUCCUCUCCUCCUCAUCCUGCUCGCCGGCGUGGCGGCGGCGGUGGCGGAGCCCCCGAUCCCAUCUCCUGCGCCGCCGCCGCUGUCACCGCCGCUGCCGUCGCCGCCUCCGCCUCCGCCGCCGCAAAAGAACGAGACGCUCUACGAGCUCCUCCCGCUCUACGGCCUCCCCGCGGGCGUCUUCCCCUCCACCGUCACCUCCUUCUCGCUCGCCGACAACGGCAGCCUCACCGUCGACCUCGCGGGUCCCUGCUACGCCCACUUCGAGUAUCUCACCUACUUCGAGGCCCGCGUCACGGGCGUCCUCCGCUACGGCUCCCUGACCGGCCUAUCGGGCAUCCAGGUCCGCCGCUUCCUCGUCUGGUUCAACGUCAUCCGCGUCAAGGUCGACCUGCCCCCUCCCCCGCGCUUCGUCUACCUCGACAUCGGCUGGAUCACCCGCAAGCUUCCCGCCAGCGAGUUCCAAUCCGUCCACACGUGCGACUCCUCCAAGAGGUGCCGCCUCUCGUCUGCGCUCGCCACCGCCGCGACAUGGUUCCAGGACUUCUUUGCCCAAUUUUAGCGGAUGGAGAAGGUCUAUAAUUUUGUGGCAAUAUCACAUGAGUUUCCAGCCUUCCGCCUCCUGAAGGGAUUGAAUGAGUACGAACAAUUUAGAAUACAGGGCAUUUUUUAGACAUGGUGUAUCACUCUACGAGACUACGACUUCUAUAGUACUGAUGCUGCGGUCUGAGCUGUACAUUUGUUUGAGAGCCAAACGAUCUCAUGAAUGUGCUAUUGUUAUAUUGAUCCAGUACAAUAGCACCUGUAAAUUGGUGUGGUGUCUGUCAUUAUUUUGUUCGACCUUUAUAAGUUUCCACUCAAGUUUCCUGCGUA